Molecule: messenger RNA, 10711 nt
Organism: Pocillopora meandrina
Lineage: Eukaryota; Metazoa; Cnidaria; Anthozoa; Scleractinia; Pocilloporidae
Source: the annotation of a GenBank genome assembly
CUCUCGCGCGAGCACGCGAGAGGAUUAAAAGAGGGAGAAAGGGCGGAAGUACCGACUCGAUUGUCUUCCACCAACAACUGCGGGCAUGUUUUCUCGAUUGAGGAAUGUCUGUAGAUUUGCCUCUACAUGUCAGCGAUUAUUUCACCCCUCUUCAAAGCGCUUUAGGGUGAAUUUCGCAACGAAGGCUCACCCAAAAAACCUUGUGCCUACCGCGCUAAGCGUUCGAGAAACAAAAAGUGAUGGGACUUUACAUGUAACAUGGAACGACAACAGAGUAAACCGUUAUCCGUUUGUCUUCCUUCGCGACAUCUGUCGAUGCCCUGAAUGCUUCCACGAGUCUUCUUCGCAACGAAGCUUUGAUACAGUGGGCCAGUUGAGGAUGGACAUUCAACCAAAACGAGUCGAAGUUUUGCAAAGCGGUAAACAAAUUGCUGUCACUUGGCCAGAUGAACAUGUCAGUGUGUUUGAUUCUGAGUGGCUUCACUCCCGGCGCUUAGCUGAGAAGCCGCAGGAAGAUGAAGCUAAAGAGGACUCGACACUAAACAAAGAAGGUGUAAUUUUUUGGAACGCUGAACAGGUAAUUAUGCGAUUUGUGCUUAUCGGAAAAUAAUGUACCAACUGGUUUAUUCAGCCGUCUUCAUAAAAACUCCUGCAAGGUGGCUCAAAAAGUUGUGUUUUGUUUAAUCUCCAACUCUUGGAUGGAUCUUAACCUUUACUUUUUUAUUUGUUCCCUAGGAAGUGGUAUAUAGAACUGAAUAAGUUGUGAUUAAUUUAAUUAAUAACAGCACUACAGACCCUUGAAAACAACUCUAUGUUGUGCUUCAUGCGGAACGGAAUGCAGCAACGGAUACACUGACCCCCCCCUCCCCCAUUUUAUCAAUAAAUUGCAUUGAAAGUCUCAAGAUAAGUCUGUUUUCAAAUUUUGAGUUAAAUCAGUUCAGAGCCGCGUUAACUUUUUGAGAAUGUUAAGAAUUUCUCCUACAGUAGACCUGCAAAGAAUGAUAAAGUUUAGGGGAGUGAUUUGUAUCAAGAGUCAAGUAAAGGCCUAAGUCAAGUUCGAGUCAACUUAAAUUUUUUUUUUUGGUUUUAGUCAUUUUAUUGUUAUUGUUUUUAUUUCGGUGUCAAAAUGAUGUACCAGGGAUACAGGUAUACAAAGUUUUAGGAUUAAAACGUUGUUCACGGCCGUUCGCAAGGGUUAUUCCUACACUGGUUCACAGCUGGGUUCGAGGAAGUGAACAUUUCAAGGUAUCUACCAAUUUUCCCCAAAGAUUCUGACUUCUUUUAAACACACACACCUGAGGCGGAAUAUCUAUUUCAUCAACAAAUCUUCGGAACUGACUCCGAUUAUAAAAAGAAUCCAGCACUUUCUCGCACUCGACCGCCAUCUUGCGACAACAGGAAUCCCAUAGCUAAAGGAUCAGUACUACAAGUUAUUUCAUUCCUUCCUCGCCCAAAAUUGUGGAGAACAAAUAAUAUUAUGCCUCGGUAAAACGUUUUUUUCACCGGAAUGAAAACUUUUCUUUUUUUCUCAUGUGAUAUGAGUAUCACUUUAACCGGGGUUUCAAAAUACACUUACUGACUGAAUAGGAGGGCCGGAAGAAAAAUUACUUAGCUCGUGGUCAUGACGUACGGACCGAGCGCGCCGAGCGUGUCGGGUUAUGCAACAUGCCGCGUUGCUGUAAACUACAUGGAUCGCUGAAUCUAGGAAUGGCUAUCUGUGUAGAAUCUCCAAUGAACAUAGCAAAUAUCUGCAUCAAUCUAUUUUCUGAAGCAGAAAAAAGUACUGUUGAGAGAAUUAACAAGACUUCGAGAUAUUUUCCGAGGGAAGGACUUUGAUUGUUAAAAAUAAUCGCCCAAGUUUCGUGGUGUUUGUUGUGGUUAGCGAAAACAAUAGACCAAAAAGAUUUGUUCAUUUUAAGCUAGUCCAUUGGGGUAGUCUCUGGACUGGGGUCAAUGUUUUGUCCAUCGCCUGACUCGGGCCCAAAGUUGACUCGUGAUAUGGUAGAACUCUAGGCAAGAGAAUAUAGUUUAUAGUCUCUUGUUCUUAGCACCUUUCGGCAUUGGCGCAACAAUCCAUUUUGAGACAGCUGCAUUAUGCAGUGGAACCUCCACUCAGGGGCACCCUUGGAGCACAAACGGGACUAGGGCAAGUGUGCUUGGCUUGAUGUUCAUAAAGAAUUAACAAUAGAAAUACCGUCGAACCUGUAUUAAGCGGAAAACGGCUGCGUAACCGCUUAAUACAGGUUGACCGCUGGUUAAGGUGCUCCCGGAUGGAGCUUUUGGGCAGGUCUUGGGGGCACGUUUUCUUAGGACCUUGAAAACGUGACCGUUUGUUGUGAAUAAAGGUGUUCCUGCAAUAGAGGUAACAAAUACAAAGGUCACACGAUUAUUUUUCCUGGAUUAAAUUUUCUGUCUGCUGAAUGAAAGUGUCUCAAGACUAUGAAAAGGUGUUCCAAAGAAGACAUUCCAAUAUAUAAACCCAGUUGGCUCAGAGAUUUGUGCCCAGACAUUGACUCGAGUAGUGGACAGUUUCCCAAUAGUUUACUGCUUUUCACAGUGGAACAGAUGACAAAAAAUACAGUGAUGCAGGUUAACACUACUGGUAUUAAUUUUACUGUAGCUUCAAGGCAAGAUACCUCGUUAUGACUUUCAAGAGGUGAUAGAAGAUGACUACAAACUGUAUGAAUGGCUGUAUUCACUUCAUAGCUUGGGCAUUGCACUUCUAACAAACACGCCUCUGCAGAGUGGUGAAUGCUUGAAAUUGAGCAGUAGAGUUGGAUUUUUAAAAACUACCCAUUACGGGUAGGUGUAUUUGUUGUUGUCGUUGUUUCUACUUUUCUUUUUUUCCCUUUUUUCUUUUGAUUUGGAGCAGUUUUGCACUGAUCUGAUAUUGAACCCUAGUAAAGAAAUUUCUGAAGCAUAGUAACUUUCCAAACUUAACCUUAAAGCAUUUAAAAUUUGAAAUUAUUAAAAUUAAUUUAGCCAAACGUGUCUAGGAACUUGCAGUAGUAAUACUCCCAAAAUUCACCUCAGUAUGCUGUUGACUUACCCAUGUAACAGCAAAUGAUUUCUAACAGUUGUUGAAAGUGAAAUAUUUUGAAAUUACGGACCUUGACUGGACAAAAGAUGCAAAUUGUUCAAUUUGAUAAAGAGAAAGACUCUGCUUUUGAGUGAACAGAUCCAGAUUUAUCUUCAAAGUAAUACUGUUUAUUGCAAACUAGACCUUUAGGACUUGUGCAUUCCAGCAUAUCAAGAGAAAUCAGGUGAGUGAUCUGUGUGUAAAUGGGGAGAUGGAUGCCAUCGAGUCUCCAGAACAUGGUGUAAUGUAAUAUUAACUAGCUGCGACUGUGAUGGCUGAUUAAGUUGAGGUUCUUAAAUUCUGAUCAAAUGCCAGUAUCUGGUAUUUCAAGGGUUGCUUUAAGGUAACGUUAUUUGAGUAUAAUCCUCAAGACAAGUGUAUCCAACCUUGCAGCCACAGCAUCAACGUACGGGCCAGGCUUGACUCUAACAGCGUGGCUUUUACCACAGACGACCUUCCUCUUCACAGCGACUUUCCUCAUUUGGAUUAUCAGCCCGGGGUAAGUAAAUCAAGUGAAAAAGGGAAUAAGAUGUAAAUUUAUAACAUUUGUUUAUCCCAGGCAAUAAUAUCUUGCCUUAAUCUGCUUCUAAAUUUUAUUAGUUUCGGUUAAAUGUGAGCGGGAAAAGUAUUAUCGAAAUCCUGUUUUUAACUUCAUUUUGCUUUUUUUUUUUUUAAGGUAACAAUUCUUCACUGUAUCGAGCAAGUGUCGGGCAAAGGUGGCGCCAAUCAGUUUGCUGACGGAUUUCACGCUGCAAAGCAGUUGAAAGAAAGUGACCCAGAGUCUUUCAAGCUGUUGUCUACCACUCCAAUUCAAUUCAGUAACCGUGGCAAGGACGUGUUUGGUGAAUUUCACACAAAAUCUUCUCAUGCCACAAUAGAGUAAGUUUGCUAUUGAAAUGGCUCAGAGCCACCUUAAUAUAUGUAGAAAGUAAGGAGGCUCUGAACCCCUCUGAAUCAUUGAUUAUGUAUUCAAAAUUAAAAGUUAGGGGCCAACGACUUGGUUUCAAACGAAGAACCCAUCCUCAAUUGUCUUUGUUUUGAUUAAAAUCAGGAGCACUAAAGUUUAAAGUAACGUAGCAACCGUUAUCGUGUUGUCAUAGCAAACAACACAAAAAAAUAACUUCACUCAAAGCUGAUGGAAAUAAACUAAAAAAAAAAAAGAUGUUGUCAGUGCACGGAUACAUGGCAAACAAUGUAAAAAAAUAACUGCACCCAAAGCUGAAGGAGAUAAACUCAAAAAAGAGAUCAAGGCGGACAUUCACACAGUCUAAUUUGUCCUCUUUAAUGUCACCGCUUUUUUUUCUUUUUUUUUAUUUGCUUUUCUUCAUUUUUUAAUUUGCUUCCUGUUUCAACUUUCUGGGUGAAUAAACUAGUGAAGAAUUGAACAAUUGGAAGUUAGUUAGCCACUUUACUUGAUCCCUACACAACUAAGACGCCUUUGUUGCAGGUUGGACAAUAAUGGUAAAUUGAGCCAACUCAGCUUUUGUGAUGCUGUGCGCGACCCCUUCUUAUAUCUACCCCCGGAGAAAACCGUGGAAUUGUACGAAGCAUACCUCAAGUAUGGAAGAAUUCUCAGAGGUCCAGCCAAUCAAAUAGAAUAUAAAAUGGUGCCUGGUGAUUUGAUAUCGUUAAACAACAACCGCGUGUUUCAUGGUAGAUCCGCCUUCCGACUCACUGAGUCUUCAAGCCGCCUUCUUGAUUUUCUUUGUAUGGACUGGGACACAGUUAACUCAAAGCUGCGAGUUCUUGCUAGACACUUUAACAUACCAUUUGGAUUGUAAAAAAAACAAAUAAGCAAGCAAAAUUAAAUCUAGCAAGAUGUAGUUAGUUGAUAAAGUUACGGCAUCUUGUUUGCAAUUUCAAAAGUUAUUCUAACCUAACGCUGCUCUUAACAUUGCCUAUCUUUGCAAUUUCUACGACACUUGUCACGUUUCUAGUUCAUGAGUUGGCUCAUCAAUUGGUAGUAACUGAAUUUGGUGCAAAAUAAAUGCACAUUGUCCAUAAGGUUCAAAAUUUACUAAAAUGUCUUUUUAAAACAUAGAGCUUCGAAAAUCAAAGAAAAUACUCAUUAGUUAAUGUUCAAAUACAUUUUACUUCGAACUAACACAAUCUUUCAGGAAACACAGGAGGAAAGAAAUAAUUCAUGUUAUCUUAAACUGAAAAAGUAGAGACUCUGCUCCCAGCUGCAUCCUGCGCAAUAUAUAUGCGUUAUUCACCCAGAAUGAGGUCAAGAUGACUGGAUAUCAGCCGACUUCUUUUUACAUUUUUAUGGACUGAGAUGAAGUCAAGGUUUGUAAGAACAGAAAAAAAGAUCGAGGCUAAUAUCCAAUGAUCUUGACGGAAAAAGCUUGGUCAAUGAGGGAUUUAUUACAUAGCAAAAGGAUUUUGCUUUAUUAAGAAUCCAGAAUGACUUGUUUAUUCCGAGAGAUGGGAAGAAAGCAAACUGUUUUACUAGCACAAUAAACCCACCAGAGUCGUUUAUGUUUUCUUUAUUUUGACUGUCUUCUACCGUUUUUAGGGACCCCUCGCUGACACUGUUCAAAAAUUACAAACUUUCUUGUAAGUAUGAUCCAGGCAAUUUUCUUUCUUGGUCAGCAAGCUCUUCAACAUUUUCAUCACUUGUGAGGUUAUCCAAAACUAAUCUAAUGUAACAGAUUAGAAAGAAGACAGGCAAAUCAGGCUCUUGAGUUACUUUCUCACCACAAAAAUUUGCCAGUUCUAAAAGCGGUAUUUCUUUAGUCACAUUUAUCCCAGCAAUGCAACUUAUCACAACUUCAUAGUGGCCAAGUUAUUCCUUCUACGUGCAUGUAUCAUUUAACACUUUGACCUCUUGGAGUGACUAGCAUCUACACUCUCUUCACAAUAUCAUCCCAAUAAAGGUUAUGAGAAUGACGGAAAUGAUCAUCAACUUAAGAAGCUCUUGAUUGUUAAACCAACACUCCUUGUCAGCAAAUUAGGAAAUUAAUAAUAUACAUGAAAAAAUUACUCAGCUCUGAUUGGUUUAGAUAAACGAGGGUUAAUUCAGUGCAAAGAAGUAAUAAACCAGACAUUCUGAUUGGUUAAUAAUCAAAGGAACUCACAGAUAGCCAAUCAAAUGCGAGUCUUGGAAAUCGCAACAUUUGCAUACGCUGAAAAUUUGCGAGCGAAACAAUGGCCGGCGUCUUUAGUAGGUGUUCACUAACAAUAAUUAGGGUACUCAAUGAAACUAGGCCACAAAUAAAUUACUGCAUGGACAUUGUGGCUAAUAAUGAAUAUAAUUGUAUUAACCAGGAUUAGAAAUGCUGUGUAUUUGUUAAGAUGGGUUAAAAAUCAUGUGCAAGAUAAAGCUAUCAACAUUCGCUUCUUCUAUGAUAUUGCAUGUGUGCUGGAUACACAUUUGAGAGAAAGAUUUUUUGGCAGUUUUAUUUGAAUUAAGUUGUGGUCUUGGUACUCUGGAAUUUUUGCCUGUUAAACGACGCCUUAUUGUUUUUUAUUUAUCUGCUCUGUAAAAUACGCACCAGGAAACAUUGCUUGAAAAUGUUACUCUUGCGAUACCUGUAUUUCACUGCUAUGGACACAGUUUCAUGUCGGGUUUUUUGAAACAUUUCCCCGUUGACUACUUUUGAAGAGUAGAGAGGUAUUGUAAAAAACAUGCAUGCUUACCCUAAAAAAAGUUAUUGUUUCCAUGAAGCAUUGUUUGGUCUUUUGUAACGCCAGGUCAACUACAGGGGAAGACGGCUGGAAGGGUUCGGGAUGAGUGAUAGCGAGGUUAUGAAAAUCAAAGAAAAGAUGGGAAAAUUCGCCAAUAUCACCAAAAUGGGAAGUGCAAGUCAAUGUCGAUAUUCCAUGAGACUCAUAAGCAAGUUGUGGAAACUAGUUCAUAUCGCCAAAAUGGGUCCAAGAGUGACUCAAGGUCAAUAUCUCAUCAAAACCAUAGGACAGAUGUAGAAACUCGCCAAUAUCGCUAAAAUGGGUCCCAGUGAAGAUCAACAGCAAUAUCCCAUAAAAAAUCAUACGAAGGUGAGGAAAUUCGCUAAUAUCGUUAAAAUGAGUCCACGCGUGGGUUGAUGCCAAUAUCCUAUUAAAAUGACAAGAAAGUUAUGGAAACUGGCAAAUAUUUGCUGCAGAUUGUCUGUAAUGAUCUGAAAGGUGUUGAAGUCUUCGUAAACACUCGAAGCUCAGUACAAAUACGGUGCAUGCCAAUGGGAAACAAGUAAUAAGAGGGAUCAGUCCUGGAUGUAUUACGCUGUAUAUCAAGUAUAUUACGCUCCAAAUUAAGUAUAUCCCCUUGGGAAGGCUAACACACACACACACCCCCACCCACACACACUUUUCGAGGUUUUACCAAAUGAAACCGCUGAAGACUAAAGAAAUCCGGGUCAUACGAUCUUCGUCUAAAUUGGUUUCAUAACACCAAAGUAGCCACAAUGCAAAGAAAAUUAAUCGAAGGAGCUGUCUCCCCCUUAUUCUUUUCAAGAAAAGAAAAGACAUUUAUAGUGUUGUUUCAUGUUACGAUAGAAAGCCUAAAAAUGAGAAAUGUUCAGACCGGUUCAUAGGGGGGGAAUUGGACUACGAUACUAAAGUGAGUAAUUGAUCGAAGUGAAAAGUACUAGCAUUGUAAGUACAUGGCCCAAUCUGUUUAUCUUCGUGUCACCAGAUUUAGCCAGUUAGAACAUAUAAUUUAUAAAUGGCAUACACAGUAUGGAAUAAUGGAAGUAUUCUUGUCUUUAUUGCAAAAUUGUCCGCUAAAAAAGCAGACUCAGAUCUAAAAAAAGAAAGCCAGGAGUGGAAAGAGAGAAGAAUAUACCUGCGAAUGGUUGAAAAGGGUAAAUUGAAGGUGCUUAAACUUGUUAGGAGACUAUGCAAUAAACAUCGGUAUUUACAAUACUCGAUGAACAGUACUUUUUUCCUUUUAUUGCCACAAAAUUAACCAAACAAAUAUUAGAAAAACAAACAAACAAACAAACAAAAAACAAAGAGAAUUAUUUGCUAAAACCACGUUACAAUUAGUUGUGCACAGUUCCAAAUUAAGCUGUUAUUCCUUUUUUUUAAUUUCUUUUAGUAAUGUUUGUAGAUAUUUUUCUAAAAUUUUCCUAUACACACCAGAACAUCCUGAUGACUCAAAGCAAAAGUUGUUUCCCUUGAAUUUGUUUCACUCAAACAUGGAUUUUUACUCCCGAUUCCUCGAACUCAAACUCAAAUUUCUCGAACCAGUUUUCGCAUGCCUUCCAGGUUGAAGAACUUGGGAAUCCACCAUAUUAAAUUGCUGCAGUAUGUGGGAAAGGAUAAAAGAGAUAGUGGACGAAAUUAUAAAGUAUGUCAACAAGGACCUUAACUAGAAUCUUGGAUUUUGUGGUAUAUCAUCCAAAUAUAACAAUAUAAUAAAUUACUGUAUAUAUAUAUAUAUAUAUAUAUAUAUAUAUUAUGAGAGGAAACAAGCAAGGACGACAAGCCUGUUUCGUGAAUCGCUUCACUCUUCAGGGGUUUAAACCCCUGAAGAGUGAAGCGAUUCACGAAACAGGCUUGUCGGGAAAUGUAGUUGCGUCGGUUUUUCCUCUCAUAAUAUUUAUUCUGCUCUGCUUCAACGUAUUGAGCACUGUUCCACGCGAAAAUCGACUUGCAGACUUCCUAUAUAUAUAUAUAUAUAUAUAUAUAUAUAUAUAUAUAAUAUUUGAAGCAGUUAUAUACUUAUCUGAAUUGGAACCCCAAAUAACCUAGAACAUAACUAAAUUGCUGACAACAGAAUAGCUUUGUAAAAAGAGCCUCAAAGUAACUGAGACUAAGAAAUUAUCAAAAUAAAUGUUGCACUAGCGGCCAAAUCUGUCAGGAAUGUGCAAUCGGUGCUAACACUCAUAAAAUUCACUUCAGGACGCUGCUCACUUAGCUACGUAUCAGUGAAUAAUUUUCAAAAGUUGUUGAAAAGGAAACAUUUUGAACUUGUCGACCUUGACUGGACAAAAGAUGCAAAUUGCUCAAUUUGAUUAAGAGACAAGGUCUACUUUGUAUGCCCCGUUCCAGAUCUAUUUUCGGAGUAAUGCGCGUUUAUUGCUAAAUAGACCUCUAAGAGAGCUCUGGUAACUGAUCCAUGUGUUAAAAGGGGGGAUGGACGCCAUUAAGUCUUCAGAACAUCGUUUAAUGUUUUAUCCCCCUACCCACUGGGUAUGAGAAGGAAAUGCCCAGUCUAAAUUUGUUGUCUCUAAUCAACGUAGUAUUUGGCAACAAGCGUAAUAAUAUAACUAACUGCGACUGUGUUCUAACUUGCAGCCAUAGUUCCGACAUACGGGCCAAGUUUGACGCUAACAACCUGGCUUAUACCACAGACGGCAUUCCUCUUCAUGGUGACCUGCCUUAUUUGGACUAUCAGCCCGGGGUAAGUAAAUAAAGGGAAAAAGAGAAUAACAUGUAAAUUUAUGACAUCUGUUUAUUCCAGGCAAUUAUGUCCAGCCCCAAUCUGCUUUUGGGAGGCCAAAAGCUUUAUAAAAAUCUAAGUUAAAACGUCUUCAUUUUAAACUCACUAGAAGCUUCGAUUUAUCACUUGAACCUUAUUGCACUCGUCAAAUUUGAACUUUUUUUCGGUUAAACGUGAGAGGGAAAGCUGCAUUUUGCUUUUUUCUUUAAGGUACAACUUCUUCACUGUAUCGAGCAGGUGUCGAGCGAAGGUGGCGUUAAUCAGUUUUCCGACGGAUUUCACGCUGCAAAGAAACUGAAAGAAAUUGACCCAGAGUCUUUCAAGCUGUUGUCUACCACUCCAAUUCAAUUCAGGGACCGUGGCAAGGACGUGUUUGGUGAUUUUCACAUGAAAUCCUCUCAUGCCACAAUAGAGUGAGUUUGCUGUUGAAAUGGCUCGGAUCCACCUUAAAUAGGUGUAGAAAGUAGGGUAGCUCCGAAGCCCUCUGAAUUAUCGAUUAUGUCUUCAAAAAUAAAACUUAGGGGUUACGGAACUGGUGUCACUGAACGAUAAUGCCUUUGUGACCUGAACAAGAUUCCUGAAGAGGCCGUCCUUUCAAAAGAAGAAGCUGAGGGGCUGUGUUUGUUUUCACCACUAACAGGAACACUAAACUUAAAAAUAACAUUGAAACUCUUAUUGUGUCCUCAAUGCGACGACUACACAGUAAACAAUACAAAAGAAUGACAUUUUAUCGAAAGCUGGGGUAACUCCAAAACAAAAUCAAGGUCGACGUUCAAAAAGUACGAUAUUUCUUCUUCAGUAUCACAAUUUUGUUUUCCUUUUUUUUUUUUGCUUUUCUCAGUUUUUGAUUUGUCUCCUGUUUCAACCUUCUAUGUGGCCCAUAUUUACAAGAAAGACGCUUUUGUUGCAGGUUGGAUGACAAUGGCAAAUUGAGCGGACUCGCUUUAAACGAUAAUGCACGCGACUCCUUCAUGAAUCUUCCCCCGGAGAAAGCUGUGGAACUGUACGAAGCUUACCUCAAGUAUGGUCGAAUUCUCAGAGGUCCGAUCAAUCAAAUAGAAUAUAAAAUGGUGCCUGGUGAUGUGAUAUCAUUCAACAACAAGCGCGUAUUUCACGGUAGAUCCGCCUUCCAACUCACCGAGACAUCAAGCCGCUUCCUUGAGUUAAUUUACAUGGACUGGGAUACGAUUGAUUCAAAGCUGAGAGUUCUUACCAAACACUUUAAUAUACCAUUCGGAUUGUAA